Messenger RNA from Talaromyces marneffei, 1002 nucleotides. RefSeq lists its product as uncharacterized. Lineage: Eukaryota; Fungi; Ascomycota; Eurotiomycetes; Eurotiales; Trichocomaceae. Gene Ontology annotation, cellular component: cytosol. The transcript has a single exon. The record is from RefSeq and is a predicted model, not a curated record. Bases 1 to 1002 code for a protein of 333 amino acids.
AUGAGAUCUACUCCAGUUGAAAUCGCAUACGGCGGUUCAGUCUUUUCACCAAGCAAGGGCUUCACAGCUGAAAAGUCAGUCAAAAUCCUCGAAUACCUAUCCGAAAAUGGUAUCAAGACAAUCGAUACGUCAGAAAUCUACCCUGGAAGCGAAGAACUUCUUGGCGAAGCCGAUGCAGUCUCCCUGGGGUUCGAUAUAGCUACCAAAGUAGGGGCUGGGGGUUCACCAACACCAGCGACAAGGGAGAACGUUGUUCGAAGCGGAGAGGCUAGUUUGAGCAAAUUGAAAACAAAUCAGGUGGAUGUCCUUUUUAUCCAUGGGUUCGAUAAGCGCGUUCCCUUGGAGGAAACUCUGGAAGGUUUCAAUGAGCUUCACAAACGGGGUGCUUUUAAAAGGUUUGGGGUAUCGAAUUUCUCUGCUGAGGAGAUCGAGGAUGUCGUACGUAUCUCAAAGGAGAGAGGAUUUGUCUUGCCGAGUGUGUAUGAGGGGAACUACAAUGCUAUUGAUAGAUUGAUUGAGAAGAAGAUUUUCCCGACAAUUCGCAAAUACAACAUGGCCUUCUACGCAUACUCGCCCAUUGCCGGUGGCUUUCUGUCCAAGACACCGGGAUACAUUAAGCAAGGUGGAGAAGGACGUUGGGACCCUAACACGUUCUUCGGAAAGUUGUAUCAUGCCAUGUACAACAAACCCAACGUUUUGGAGUUUUUAGGGAAGUUUGGCCAAAUUGCCAGCGCCAAAGCCCAAUGCUCGCAGGCAGAGACGGCCUAUAGAUGGAUUGCAUAUCAUUCUGAACUGAAAGGCGAGCUUGGGGACAAAAUCAUCAUCGGUGCUCGGUUUGGUUCGCAGUUGACGGAAGUACUAGAUGCCUUGAAACGAGGUCCAUUAUCGGCUGAGACGGUCAAGCACAUCGAUGGAUUGUGGGAUGUUGUAAAGGAUGAUCCUCCGGUAGAACAUCGCACUCUUAUUGAGGAGUUGCUCAAGAGGACAGAUAUGAAGUUUUGA